Messenger RNA from Diospyros lotus (date-plum), 1362 nucleotides. RefSeq names its product staphylococcal-like nuclease CAN2. Gene Ontology annotation, molecular function: ATP binding; nuclease activity; nucleic acid binding. Gene Ontology annotation, biological process: tRNA aminoacylation for protein translation. The transcript is spliced from 9 exons. The coding region runs from base 123 to 1088 and encodes 321 amino acids. The record is from RefSeq and is a predicted model, not a curated record. NCBI's taxonomy places the organism in Eukaryota, Viridiplantae, Streptophyta, Magnoliopsida, Ericales, Ebenaceae. Gene Ontology annotation, cellular component: cytoplasm.
CCUUGCCAAAAGCAAUGGCGAUUACGCCCAAAUUGGCUAUUAUGCUUUGGGUUUAAGCUUUCCUCCUCCUCCUCCUCCUCCUCCUCCUCACCCACCUGCCUGAUCUUCAGACCAAUCCAUAAAUGGGAAACGCCCUUCGGUUUCUGAACAGCCAUUGCUGCGGUGCGGCGGCGGCGGAUGCGGCGGCUGCGGCGGAUUCCGACGCCCACGGCCACCACGGCGUCUCCUCCCUCGCCCAUGAUCUUUACCACUUCGAAAUCACCUCUCAGCUUCCUGAAGGGAUCAGUAAGCAUGUGGUUUCGUCCAAGGCGGCUCAGGCAAAAUGGUAUAAGAAGAUCGCAGAGGCAUGGAGAGAAGCAAAGCCUCCGCCAAGAACACCUGAAGAAGCUUCAAGGCUUGUCAUCCAGACCUUGAAGCGACACAAGAAGGCAGAUGUUGAGGGCCUGUUGGCUUUCUAUGGCCUGCCGCUUCCCGAUUCUCUGGUCGAACUUUCUGCCGGGGCACCUAGCUCAUUGCCAGAAGGACUCAAGUUUGAGUUGCAGACCCUGCCAGUGGAUGCAAAAGCUGUGGCAGAUGGUGAUACCAUCACGGUGUACGUUAGCACCAUGGAUCCAAGAGAGUCUUCAUCUGUUCCUAGUGAAGUACAAAUUGCUGCUGCCGAAAGAGCGAAGGCACGCUCUCAGAGGAACUACGCCAAGGCAGACGCAUUGCACAAGCAAAUCAUCGAUUCAGGAUAUAGGGUCCUAAGCAUUCAGAAUGAGGAGAUUCUUGCUCGCAAGUAUAGAAUACGACUAAGGGGAAUCGAUGCGCCAGAGAGCGCGAUGCCAUAUGGGAAAGAGGCCAAGGAAGAGCUAGUCAAGCUCGUGCAAGGUAAGUGCCUGACAGUUCUUGUUUUUUAUGAAGAUCGCUACGGGCGUUCCGUAGGGGAUGUGUAUUGCAACGGCAUUUUUGUACAGGAAUUACUGCUGAAGAAAGGAUUUGCAUGGCACUACAAAGCCUAUGACCAGCGUCCAGAAUUUGAGAAGAUUGGAUAUGUUGUUCUAUCAUCUACCGUUACAAGUGCAGUGGGAGAAAGAGGCUCGACAUAAGAGGAUUGGGUUGUGGGCUUCAUCGAACCCUGAAAUGCCAUGGGAAUGGAGAAAGGAUCGUCGAUAAGGAAGAUACCAUCGUCCAAAGUGAAAACAACCAUUUAAUCAGGCAGCUCUGCUCAAAAGUGAUAUUACAGAAUAGCAGAAACCAAACAGCAGACCGGGGAUGGUGCUCUCUUAGUGGCAGCAAAAAUUAGGAUUGCCUGUCUCUGUUGUAUCAACUGUAUUCAAACUAGCAAAUGAUAUUGAAGCAUUUUUUUUCUUGGGUGAAGCA